AUGUCGCCAUAUCCGUGGGAGUAUAUGGAUAUACUAGUGUCUCCGCACUUUACAUUACUCCUCUUUGUGGCUGUGAAUGAAAAAAAUUCACCGCUAUGUCACCAACAUGGAAACCUAAUCUGUGGACAAUGUGUAUGUGAGGCAACAAGAGGAGGUGACCGAUGCGAAUGCCCAUUAGCAAGUUAUGGGGUCAAGAAUGCGCUCGAGUUGGAGGAUCGUUGUAGAGAGUAAGG
Strongylus vulgaris is the source of this 233-nucleotide messenger RNA. The record is from the annotation of a GenBank genome assembly. NCBI's taxonomy places the organism in Eukaryota, Metazoa, Nematoda, Chromadorea, Rhabditida, Strongylidae.